UCUUAAAAAUACUCUGCUGGACUGAUCUGCCUUCAUUGGAAAUACAUAUCAUCACGCCGAUCAGUUGCAAAGGCAAAGUGUGAGCGGACCUUUGUCAAAGUAGUCUGGUGGUGUUUAGGUGAUGCAGUCUAAUACCCACCUGUAGCCAGCUUACAACAUGUGGCGUGUACGUGCGUGGUUCCUUAUUUUUGAUGUAGCUCUUUUUGUUUCAGGUCAAUCUCGGAACAGUUCGUGUCCCCUCGAACUGACCCCUAGCAGUGUUAUUGUCAGGUUCGGAGACCCCGUCUCCGUAAACUGCAGCACAUCGCUGGACGAGUUCGAAGGAAUGGGAUGGGAGGCCACAGAAGGAGGCACAUCCUUGGCAGGAAAAUUACAAUUUGUCACAUGGACAUUAGCUUCACUUAAGACGUGGUCAAUACAACCAAUAUGCUACAUAAAUACCAUUGAUCAAAUCCAAUGUCAGCAGGAUUUAGAAGUCACUGUCUACAAAAUGCCGGACAGUGUGUCAAUCUUCCAGCCAAAUUUAACUGGACCCAUGGAGGCCGGUAGGACUUACCGGCUGCAGUGUGACAUCCGAAACGUUGCGCCAGUGAGAAACCUCUCUUUGACCUGGUACAGAGGAACUGAGAUCAUCAAGACUGAGAUGCGUUACAACGAUAGUGCAACACCUCAGAAUGAGUCAUUUUCUCUGCUGAUAACCGCCAAGAAGGAAUAUGAUGGACUCCAAAUCCAAUGCAAAGUGCAAAUGAAUCUGGGAGUUUCUGGCCCAAAAUUGUCUCCAAUAAAGUCAGAACCAUUUGACAUGGUGGUACAUUAUCCACCAUCCUUCACCAGUCCUCAACAAGAGAUCCUGGACCUCGCAGUGGAUGGUAAACCCAUCUUGAACUGCAGUUCUGAUGGGAACCCCCAGCCUUAUUACCGCUUGCUGUCCCCUGCUAGCGAUCUGAAGUCUCCAGAGACCAGGGGUGUCUUCAGGCCCCUCUCACCCCUACUUCCUGGCACCUACAACUGCACAGCCACCAACCGUUUGGGAUCCGCGACCAAGGUUUUCAUCGUCCAUAGGAGUACAGGUAGCGCGGGGAAGACUGCAGGGAUCGUAGUGGGAGUGCUCAUACUUGUAGGGAUUGCAUUGGCUUGUGUGGUUUAUCACAAGCAGCGGUCUAAAGCCUAGACGAAUCUGGAGUAAUAAGCUGAGGGGUCAGCGUAUGUUACGUUUUGAAGAAUGUAACGAAAGCUUCCUUCUCCCACAGACAGUUCGGCAACGUUUUGGCUCAUAGUCGGACCGGUUUCGGCCCUGGCACUUGUUCUCAUUGGCGGUACUGUUUGGGCGACAAGAAGAGGCCACUCGCAGAGCUCUCCCAAAACAAACAUUUUGUAAAUAGUACUUAUGAACGAUUAAAUGCAUGUCCCUUUUUGAGUUUGAGCUGGGGAACCCAUAGAGGUUUCUACAUCACUUGUGAGCAUGCAGUCCUCAUGCUCUCAUAUUAAGCCUUAUCAAAAACCUCUUGUGAGCGGAUGCUGGGACGGAUAUGACGGCAUUUCCUGCUUUUUAAACCUUUUUUUUUUAAACCAUGAAAGAUAAUUUACAAUUCAACAUAAAUAUCUGUUUUAACAUUUGUAGGAUAACGGUGCUGAUUCUUUUUUUAUUUUGUGAUUUUACUCUUCAUAUUCUUGCCAAUGAUAAAAGUUGUAAUGGUGUAUUUGAAAUAUAAAUGCAAGCAUAAUCAGCAACACUUUUUAUGUUGUCUUGAUGAUUUUCUUGUAAUUUUAAUGUCCAGAACCAACUGACCUUGAGGGAGUUUGUUUUUAUAAUUAUUUUUGUAAUCAUGAUUAGUCCGCUGUUAUGAAUAACAACAUAAGAGGUCACAUGAAUAAGAAGAGGUCACAUAAAACGGAUGAAGUUUUGAUGACAUGGCAUGUAUUUGUAUGACAUGAGCCAUGCAUUAUGCAUAUGCCGGAUUGUGUUUCUUUGUUUAUUUUGAAGUGCACUUUUUAACUUGAGUGUUUCACAUGUGGUUUGCUUUUAAGGCUCAUGUUAUUCAUAAUUUGUCCUUUGCCAAAUAAGUACUAGUUAGCUCACAUGGUAUUUUUUAAGCAAAACAUGUUUUGCUUUGAUUGCACUAAUUUAUUUCAAUGUGUUGAUGUUGAAAUGUUUGUUUUGUUUAUCAUUUAUUAGUGUAAUUUUUGAAUAUAUAUAUGUAUAUUUAAUUUCUGGUUGUUACAUAACGUAGCACAAUUAUUAAAUACUUUAAUGUAUGAUGUUAGAAUCUUAUGUUUUGUUUACCUUUUUAGGCAUGAUUUUUUAAUAUAUGCAUUUGUAAGAUGCUAAUGGGUCACUCACUCUGUAGCAUUCUCAGGCAGCAUACUGAUUAAAGCAAAGUCAAACCAG
Molecule: messenger RNA, 2389 nt
Organism: Gadus macrocephalus (Pacific cod)
Lineage: Eukaryota; Metazoa; Chordata; Actinopteri; Gadiformes; Gadidae
Product: intercellular adhesion molecule 1-like
Exons: 5
Coding region: 158-1171 (337 amino acids)
Biological process (GO): cell-cell adhesion
Cellular component (GO): membrane
Molecular function (GO): integrin binding
Source: RefSeq, a predicted model, not a curated record